This is a messenger RNA of Symbiodinium natans, 3972 nucleotides long. The record is from the annotation of a GenBank genome assembly. Lineage: Eukaryota; Dinophyceae; Suessiales; Symbiodiniaceae.
AUGGAUGAUGGCAGCCUUGACGAUGAUGUGGCUGUCAAGGCUGCGGAAGCCUUGGGCUCCCUUGCCUCUUUCAUGGAAGUUGCUGUGGAUCCUCGCCGACCCGAUGCUAGCGCAGCGGACCCCCUGGAGCCAGGGGAGAAGGCCAAGCAGUCUGGCGAGACCCGGGCGGUCUCCAAAGCUUCUGUCAGGGACCUGCGAACCAAGCUCGAGCAGAAGCGAUCUGCCUCCUCCGAGCCGGCUCCUUCCCUGUCAGCCUCUGAGGAGCUGAAGGCCAAGCUGCAGGCAGCAAAGGAGAGGAUGGCCCGGGAGAAAGAGGCUGGCAAACGCCCGCUUCUGUCCCAGAUCCUGUCCCCCGAGCCAAAAGCACCACCGGCUCCAAGCUCACCGACAGAGAAGAAGAGCAAAAAGGACAAAAAGAAGGACAAAGACAAAGACAAAGACCGGAAGAAAGACAAACGAGAAGAAGCAGUACCCAUCCGACAGACCAAGGGCAGACCGAUGCCGAAACAGCAGGCACUGCCUUUGGUCUGCAAAGAAAAGGAGCCAGAGCAGAAGCCGGAAGAAGCCAUGAGCGCCAGCGAGCUUGAGCGAAAGAUUGCGCUCGAGAAGGCCAAGGCCCGGCGCUUGGAGGAGCUUCGGGAGCGCGAGGCGCAGAAGGUCCAGCAGGUGCAUUCGAAAGCCGCCGCGCGAAAGAAGAAGGAGGUCGAGGAUUCCGUGCGCGAUUUGGCCAGGAAGCUCUCGCAGGACAUCCUGGAGAUUUCCGAGACCAUCAACGUCGAGAACAUCAAGCAGGAGGUGAAGCGUGAGGGCCGGGGUCCAGGCCACUUCGGCAACCCACUUGCGCUCGCGCAGAUGAAGGCAGAGGUAAAGCAAGAGACGAAGCAGGAGUCUGGUGGGCUCGGCGUCAAGGGCGAGACGAAGUCAGAGCCGGGUGCCAUCAACCAGGAUGGGGGCCAGAAUUCGAACCCCAUGUCGCACGAGCAGUUCUUGACCAUCAUGUCCCAUCUCAAGCAGAUGCCCACGCCAGAGUCCAUGGCCCUCAGCUCCGGGCAGCCCUCCCGUGAGGACCACGGGACUGCAGCUGAGGAGGAAGCUCAAAACAACCAGCCCAGCGUGUGCACCAUUGGUUGGGAGCCCAACGUGGAGCCCUACGUGAUGAUCAAGAUGCUGGAGAAGUAUCGUGUUGGAUCCAUCGUAGAUGCCCGACCAGCCGAGUACAACACAGACGGCUUUGCGCAGGCCUGUGCAGCUCACGGCUGGACGUACGACCGCCAGCCAGUGCUUUCCAUCCAUCCCUAUGACCUUGGGCCCAUGCAGAUGUUUGCUUACAAUGCGAUUGGCCGCAUUGUCAGUCAAGCACGCGCAUCUGUGAUGUCCGAUCACGACGGGAGCUGCAAGCGUCAGUGCAUCCUCUUUGCGGGCGACCAGCAGUGGAUCUCCGAGUGCAACUGGCACAUACUCCAAAGGCUGCAGGGAUGUUCCAUAGAAGUUGUCCAGAUCAACUUGGACAAGUACUGGGAAGAGGCUGCCGUUCUCGAGGAAGAAACCGAGAAAGGCGGCGUGACAGUCGCCGGGCCAGCUCUCACGCAGGUGGUGGACGAGCUGCGCAGUCAAGUGGGCCUUCCAAAGAUCGGAGACGAGCGCGACAGGCAGCUCAUGGUCACUGCGCGAGCCGGCCUAGAGACCUGGGUGCAGAAAAAGUUUAAGCAAGACUUGCGGCUCAGAGAGAAAUUCCUCCCUCCGGAAGCCACGCUCAAGGAGAAAAUCGAUUGCCUUCGCGAUGCAUGCCCUGAGCUUUCCCGUGUUGUGAGCAUGGCUCACUUCCUUCGCAUGAUCGGCAACAAUAGUGCCCACACAGGUGGUGCAGCUAUCCCGCCGCGCUACCAGCUCGUGCAGCUUGUGCAAAAGCUCACCCACGAGAUCAAGGAGUCGGACGCUCAGACCAAAGCGCACGACGAGGCCGACAAGAAGUGGGAAGCCGCUGAGCCUUUCGCGGCAGUCCUCGCGAAGAUCGCCGGCGAGCCUGCACCUGCCCGUGCACCAGCCAGUGCUCGACUACAGCUUCCUCAGUCGAUGAUCUUGCCCAAAGAUGGCCAACACAAGGCUACGUUAGUGUACUUGCAUCCUUUCGGCGCUGGUAAUGUCCGUUACCUACAGGCCAAAAGCGUCUUUGCGGCGCAGGGUAUACGGCUUGUAUUGCCGCUGGCGCCCAACACCCAAAUCACGGCGUACAAUAAGCGGCCGUGCAUUAGCUGGUUUGACUACUACAAGGGCAGCAAGGAGCUCGAGGCCGACCCGCUGAGCUUGGAGGACAUCCGUGUCCGCCUGUCCCUGACAUUGGAGCGAGAAGCUACCUUGCUUGGGGAAGACGGUCACAAGCGGCUCAUCGUGGGAGGCUUGGCGCAGGGCGCCGAGACAGCACUACACGCCGUGCUGAUGCAUCAUCAGGUCUUAGCUGGUUUUGUUGGGAUUUGUGGCAACCUCCUGCCAUGCACACUGCCAGAAGGUCCAGGUAAGGUGAAGCUCCACUUUUUCGACUACGGGGAAAGGGAUCCGAAGGUUUGGGUGCAUCAGACAAGAGACCCUUUGCUCAAGCACCAUGACCUCACAGAGCACGGCGCCAUUUUUGACAAUGGCGUGGAAGGGCUGCCGAAGGACUUUCGCAAGGGCCACUUGCAAGGGGUUGACCUGUCCAAGAUCGACCACCGGUUGGAGGCGCAAUGUCUCCAAGUUGCCUGCGAGGCCCUUCUGCAGCCCGAGGAGGAAGAGCAGGCAGAGGACCAGCAACUUGCAGCCGAAGUCGAAGCUCCCGACGACACGGCAGACAAGGAAGAGGAGGCGGCAGAACCAGAGAUGGAGCUCACAGACGCAGAUUUGGGAAUCGAGCCAGAGCCAGAGGGCGACGAGAAGGACCCCUUGCUCGUCGAGUUGGGGGAGGUCAUCGAUGAGAAUGCACCCGACCCGGCCCCGGCUGAAGAAGGUGAGGGAGAGGCUGGAGAGGGUGCAGAAGGUGUAGAUGGCACUGGGGGUGAAAAAGGUGAUGGAACAGAAGGAGGCGAAGGAGGAGAGGUUGUGGAAGAGGUGGAGAUGGAGCUAACAGACGCAGACCUUGGGAUUGAAGCACCCUUAGAUGAAGAAGAUGAAGAUUACGAUCCCUUGAAGGAGUUGCCAGCUGCCGAAACCCUGGAAGGCGGAGACAUGGUGCUUACUGAUGCGGACCUCGGCAUCGAAGCUCCCAUCGAGGAAGGCGAAGAAAUGGUGCUCACCCCAGCAGACCUUGGCAUUGAAGCGCCUCUGCCAGAUGAGGAAGAUGUGGUUGUCUUGAUGAAAGCCACGGCAAAGGUCAUGCCCUCUCGAAAGCGACCGCGCGAGGAAGAGGACUUCACGGCAGAGGUGAAGCAGGAGCUCGAAGACGAAGAGGAAGCAGAAGUAGAAGUGGAAUCCACGCCGGACGAGGAGAUGCCGCCUGCGGAGAUGGCAGCAGCAGUGUCGACAGGUGAGGUGCGGAGUGAAGCAAGCGAAGAGGUGCCAGCGGAGCUUGCACACACUGAUGCGCCGGUGGCGGAGGCGCCUGGCGAGGAGGUGCCUGCCGAGCAGGCGCCUGCCAAGGCAGCUGACGCCGUGCCUGCCGAGGCCAUGCCAGCCGAGGCCACGCCUGCCGCCGAGGCACCUGCCCAGGCGCCAGAAGCCAAAGAAGCCAAAGAAGCCAAGCCAGAAGUGGAGGGGGAAGCGCAAGACGCGCAAGAGCCCGACAAGGCGCCAGAGGCGCCGGAUCGAAGGGAGUCAGACUGCGCCGAGGAGCUGGACAUGGCUUGCCGAUUGAAAGUCAAGCGAUACCUCGCCCAGUUCGCCAAAAGAGCCGUCAUGCUCGCGCGUGACCAGAAGAGGACGGACCUGAUGAUCUCAGCUCUCUGCACCGUCUCCCAGUCGCAGCUCCUUUCUGGUGAGAAGCAUGCCAGCUCCCUCAGUUGA